Molecule: messenger RNA, 4665 nt
Organism: Saprolegnia parasitica CBS 223.65
Lineage: Eukaryota; Oomycota; Saprolegniomycetes; Saprolegniales; Saprolegniaceae
Exons: 11
Coding region: 25-4605 (1526 amino acids)
Biological process (GO): lagging strand elongation; DNA replication; mitotic DNA replication initiation
Cellular component (GO): alpha DNA polymerase:primase complex
Molecular function (GO): chromatin binding; single-stranded DNA binding; DNA replication origin binding
Source: RefSeq, a predicted model, not a curated record
GCGGAGUUUGUGGUUUUGCCGAGCAUGUCCCGGCGGUCCGCGCGCAGCUCCGCGGGUGGCAGCCGCAGCCAGGCGCUGAGCGAGAUCCGCCGCCUGCGCGAUGCUGUCGUCGGCGACGAUGAAGACAAGAAGGUCCGGCGCAUCGACACGUACAACGCGGCCGAGUCGAGCAUCUACCAGGAGGUGACCGAGGAAGAGUAUAACGAGCUGGUCCGGAAGCGCCGCGAGGAACUGCCGUUCGUCGAGGACGACGAGGGUGGCAUGGGCUACUAUGAUGACGGCGAGGAGCAGUAUUUUGACGCCGACCCCGACGGCGACGAAGAAAUUGUCGACGACGCCGACAUGGACGUCUCGGGCAAGAAGCGCCCGAACACGGGCGCUCUCUCUAGCGCCUACGUGAAGCGCGCCAAGAAGAUGCAGCGCGCGAAACUCGGCGCUGGUGACCAAAAGAUCACGAGCAUGUUCUUCUCCAAGCCAGGUGGCGGCCAAGAGGCCAAAGCGGCGGCCAAGCCCAAACACGUCAAGCGCGAUAUUGAUCUCGAUAGCAUGCUCGAUGACCUCACGAGCAACCCCAUGGAGAUGAAACUGCCGCGGUCAGUCCGUGCAUUUCCCACCGCGCCGUCGCCCUUCACGCGCCCAGCGAGACCUGCCGUUCGCACUCCUGCCUUUUCCGCGCCGACGGCGCAUGCACGGAGCAAGCCAAAUGACGUGGCCAUGGCACACGACGACAACCACGAUGCGUUCGACGACGCUGGCUAUGAUUACGACGGUGCCGACAUCGACUCGAUUGACGAAGUGGAGCCCGCAACGAGCGAGCCUGAGCUGGUACAUUUACCAGUCGUCGAAGACGAAGUUGUUGCCGAGGUUGUCAAUGAAGCACCUCUCCAAGAGCGCAGCUUGACGAAGCGCGAGAUGCUUCUCAAAAAGGCUCGCGAGAACCGCAUCGAAGCGUCUGUUGGUGCCACGAAAGCAAUGGUCAAGCACGAGCCCGAGCCUGUUGUUGAGGCCCCGGCUGCGCCAGUUCCGGCGAUGGAUCUUGCCGUGCCUUCGAACGAAGUCAAUGAGUGGUGGAGUCGCAACGACACCUCCGACACGGCAGACGCCACGGAAGCCAACGCCUCGAAUGCUCACCUUGAGGCUGCAACCGACGAGCUUCACAUGUUUUGGAUCGACGUCGUGGAAGUCCGUGACCGCCCUGGGAAGCUCUACGUCAUCGGCAAGACCAAGGAUGGCGAUGCGUUCAAGAGCUGCUGCGUCGUCGUCAACAACCUCCAGCGCUACCUCUACGUCGUGCCCAAGAUCCCGGACCAUCUCAAGAGCUCGUACCCAACGAUGGCGGACCUUCCUAAAGACGAGCAACAGGCGCUUUGGAUGACAAUGCACCGUGAGAUCAGCACGCUCCUCAUGCCGUCGAUCAUCAAAGAGCGCAAAGACCAGCAAGAGUUUCGCACCAAGCUCGUCGAGCGCAGCUACGCAUUUGAGCUUCCGGACGUGCCUCGGGGCAAGAAUGUCUAUCUCAAGGUCAAGUACCCUGCCAAGUACGGAGUGCCAUCCCCGGACGUGUGCCAAAAGGGUGGGUCGUCGUUCUCGCGCAUCAUUGGCGCAACUGUGCGCCCUCUCGAGACGUUCCUCAUCCGUCGUAAGCUCCUCGGGCCCUCGUGGGUGCGUGUCACGGGCGCGCAACGGGUCGUCCAGAACCAAAACAGCUACUGCAAGGUCGAAUUCGAAGCCCCGAGUCCGUGCGCCGUCUCGACGCUCAUGGGGCUGCCGGCGCCGCCGCUCACUGUCAUGAGUCUCAGUUUGAAGACAUGCUGCAACCCGCACUCGCACAAGCACGAGGUUGUCGCGUUCUCUGCCAUCACAGAAAGCAACGUGAACCCGGAGGGCACGGUCUCGAAGAAGAGCCAAAUCUCGCACUUUUCUGGCAUCCGGCCGUUCAUGAGCGACAAGUUCCCGGACGGAUAUGCCCAGGCGGCACAAAAGAACGAACGAUUCCGCGCGCCGCAGUGCUUGAGCCUCGAGAUGAACGAGAAGGCGCUUCUAAGCUUCUUUCUCGCGCGCGUCCAACGGGAGGACCCGGAUCUGAUCGUGGGCCACAACUUGCACGGGUACACGCUGGACGUUUUGCUUUCGCGCAUGGACAACUACAAGCUCGGUGGGUCGUGGUCGCGCCUCACGCGGCUUCGGCGCGGCAUGCUCAUGCCCAUGAACACGGGCGAAGGCUGGAACGAGUACCGUCUCGACGACGUGUCCAACGGGCGGCUAUUUUGCGACACGUUUGUUGCUGCCAAGGAGCUUUUGACGUCGCAGUCGACCUACUCGCUCACACACCUCGUCGCGACGCAACUUCAGAAGACGCGGGUUGAGGUCGAGAUGACGGAUCUCCCGUCGAUCCUCACGUCGAGCGCCGAGAACUUUGUCAAACUGCUGCAACACACGCUGGAUGACGCCAUGUUUGUGCUGCAGCUCAUGCACAAGCUUGAGGUGCUCCCGCUCUCCAAGCAGCUUGCGAACCUCUGCGGGUACCUCUGGAGCCGAACGCUGAUGGCUAACAAGCGUGCCGAGCGCAUCGAAUACCUCCUCUUGCACGAAUUUGACGUCUCGAAGCACAAGUUCAUCGUGCCGGAAAAGUUCAAGGCCGAGAACAAGACCAAGUCCAAGAAGCGCCGCGAGGCUGCGGGGUACGCGGGCGGCAUGGUCUUUGCGCCCAAGAAGGGUCUUUACGACAACUUUGUCGUGCUCCUCGACUUCGACUCGCUCCACCCGAGCAUCAUCCGCGAGUACAACAUUUGUUUCACGACCGUUGAGCGCAACUUGCUCGAGGCAUCAGCCCCGGUCCCCGUCGAGCUCCACGCAGAAGAAAAUGAGGACGGCGUCGAGGAGGUGGUGAUGCCGAGUCACGGUGAUGUGCCAGAGCUCCCGAGCGCGACGGCUGCGGAAGGCGUUUUGCCGCAGGUCAUCAAGCGGCUCCUCGAGUCGCGCAAGCAGGUCAAGAACCAGCUCAAGGCAGAAGAAGCUGCGGGACAAGUCGAGAAGGCCAAGCGCCUCGACAUCCGCCAGCGCGCCAUCAAGCUGACUGCCAACUCGAUGUAUGGUUGUCUCGGCUUCCGCUACUCGCGCUUCUACGCCAAACCGAUUGCAGCGCUCAUCACAUCGACCGGUCGGCAGACACUUUUGCGCGCGCAAGAGGUCGCGGAGCAAGAGUGUGGCUACGACGUCAUCUACGGCGACACGGACUCGAUCAUGGUCGACUCCCGCAGUGACAAGCUUGAAGACGCGAAGCGCAUUGGUCGCGAGAUCCAGGUCCAAUGCAACAAGCACUUCAAGCUACUGGAGCUUGAAGUCGACUACAUCUUCAAGACGAUCCUACUUCUCAACAAGAAGAAAUAUGCGUCGCUCGUCGUGAAGGAGCGCAACGGCGUCGUCACGUUUGAGAAGGAAGUCAAGGGCCUUGACUUGGUGCGCCGAGACUGGUGCGUGCUCUCCAAGGGCGUCGGCAACGACAUCCUCGACGUCAUUCUUUCGGGACUAUCGCGCGAUGAGACUGUCGAAAAGAUCCACGACUACCUACGCGACCUCGCCGAGAGAAUGCGUGCCGGCAACGAGCCGCUUGAGCAGUACGUCAUCACCAAGAGUCUCAACAAGCCGCCAGAGCAGUACCCGGACAAGGCCAAGCAGUACCACGUACAAGUGGCAUUGGCGCUGCGCAGUCAAGGCAAGGCCAUCGGUGUCGGAACGCACAUCCCCUACGUGCUCUGCAAGGAAGAGGAGGCGGGGAGCCAGCGCCGCGCCUACCAUCCGGACGAGAUCAAGCGCUCGCAGGGUACACUCAAUGUCGAUAUUGAGUGGUACCUCGAAUCCCAGAUCCAUCCGCCCGUGAAUCGUCUUUGCGCACACAUUGACGGCACUUCGAGUCCGCAGCUGGCCCACUGUCUUGGCUUGGACACGAGCAAGUUUUCGCAUGCUGCACGCAACGUCGGCGACGACGAAGUGGACGAGAUCCCAAGCGUCCUCCAGCACGACUCUGACCGCUUCAAGGCCUGCGCCCCACUGCGCCUGACGUGUGCUAAAUGCAAGGAAGCCAGCGCAUUCCCAGGCGUCCUGGUCGCACGCGCCGACGGUCGGACAGUGACGGGGCUGCAAUGUCCGAGCUGCAGCGCCGCUUUCUGGGGCUACGAGGGCAACGAUGGCGAGGACCUCUUUGUACUGCUGUCCAACCGCAUGCACCUGGCGAUCCGCGAGUGCUCGAAGCGCUACUAUCAGGGCUGGGCCGUCUGCACCGACGGCACGUGUGGGACGCGGACGCAGAAGCAGUCGCUGCGUGGCCGCAAGGGUGACGCGUGCGCGAUGACUGGAUGUCGCGGUGCCGUGGUCAUGGAGUACACGGACCAAGCGCUCUACACGCAGCUCAAGUACUUCGAGUCGCUUGUGAACGCAGACCGCGCCGUGGGACAACUCGAGCCGUCGCGCCAGGAUGCCAAGUUUCUCAUUCAGGACCAGGAAAAGGCCAUUUUCGACAAGCUACGCACGCAGAUCCAAGAGGUUAUCGAGCGCAACGAUUACAACUGGGUGCAGCCGACGAUGUGGACGAGUCUUUUUUCGUGAGCCCUGAACGAAUGCUUUACGUUACCCGGCGAUAAAAUGCAUUUACUCCUUCGUGUCGAU